AUGCCAUUCUUCCCUCAACCUCUGUCUUCUCACCAAAAAGCUUCCAUCAAAGAAAUAUCAGUAACCCUUCACGCCGACAUCAUUUGCCUCUGGCUUAAUUUCUUCUGCUUAUCUUCGGGACCCAUCAAAAUUCAGUACCAGCAAGAGGAAUCAAAUACGACUGUUCUGUGCAAAAAGAAGAAUUUUCAAGCAUUCUUGGAGGACACCGACUUCGUGACAGUACUUCGGGAGGAUUUGGCAGCUAUCUUGGAUGAAAGUGAGCCGGAACUCCAAGAGCUCCAUAUCGGAUUCCAGGAGUCAGAGGAGCAGAUUGACCGUGUUUAUACCAGCAUUCAAAAUGUCAUAAAAACCCGGAAAGACAAGUUAAAGGUCAAAAAUAUCAAUCUUGAAAUAAAGAAUGUUGAGCAACUGACGUCAGUUCUACAGUAUCUCGACUCUGAAACUUUGAAAACGGUGGAUUUGUCUUUGAAGGGUAUUGUGGAUUUGAGAAAUGUAUUGGAGUUGGAUGCAUGGAAGGAGAAGAAUGGAUUGGAGAUGAAUGUUGCUCUGCAUUCUUUUUCGGUGAUGGAUUUGGAGGCGUUGAAGGAGAUUCUCAUCCAGCAACCAACCUUCGACACCGUCACCAUUUACUACGACCAUCUACAACAAGACGCCCUUGAGAGCCUCCACCAUCAACCCCUCGGAGUCUCUCACUACCCGAACUCUCACAAAAUCUCAUUCUCCCGUGUUCAUCUCAUCUCACCACCAAAUAUUGUUCCCCAAAUGCCAUCAACAAGCGAUUCCGUUUCCGGAGUGUUUGGAAACUACGUUAUCAUGAGAAACGUUUUGAAGUAUGUUGGUGGUGUUGACAUCCAGUCACUCCGAAAAGUGUCCCGCACCAUCCGCAAUCGCGUAGACUUCAUUCGUGAGGACCCAGAAAUUCAAAAAAUGAAUAUAUCUCUCAAAGAACAUGGGAAGAUUCGGGUGGCUUACGAUGACUCCAAGCAGAUUAUUUAUGAAAAAUAUGGGUUCGGAUGUUCGAUUGGACAACAGUAUAUCCCACAGGAUUAUCGAUUGGUGUUCAUGAACGACUUUGAAAUAAUGCUCAGAAAUCAACAGGAUGUCAUUAAAACCGCUCGUCUCAAUUUUUCAAAAGAUCCUAGUUUCAUGGAGAUGUUUAAAGACCAUUUGAAAUCUAGGGACCAAUUAUUAAAAGUUGAAGCCUUAGAACUAGAAGUUUCCAGUCAAUAUGAAGUCCUCUCUGUCCUCCAAUUCAUCAAUCCACCAACUCUCAAAACUUUGAACAUUCAAGCCUCCGUAAGCUCCGGACUACAAAUCGGCAUUGACGAAGUGAUGAAAUUGGAGCAAUGGAACAAUCUAGAGAACUUGGUCAUCAAUUCGCUAAUAAUUUCUACUCCGCUACCAGAAAUUUCGUUUGGGAACUUGGUGAAUGUGGAGAUUCUGGUGGAAUGCAUUUCGAUGGAUGACUUGUUUUAUUUAAAAGAGAAUAUUCUAAACUCAACCCGUUUGAACAAGUUCAAAAUUCGCUUCAAUUUCUUCUCCGACAGCAACAACCAAAAUGAACAAUGGCCGGAUUUCGAUCAAGAUGAGACCGGCACAUGGGCAUUCCGCAUUCCGAAUAUGAACCAAUAUCUUUCUGUUUUAUACCUCCCAUUUCAGUCCGUGACAUUCUGCCGCACUGAAAUGCCUCCUGAAAUGGGAAUCAUGGAAAUUGAGGGUUAG
This is a messenger RNA of Caenorhabditis remanei, 1722 nucleotides long. RefSeq lists its product as uncharacterized. The transcript is spliced from 5 exons. NCBI's taxonomy places the organism in Eukaryota, Metazoa, Nematoda, Chromadorea, Rhabditida, Rhabditidae. The record is from RefSeq and is a predicted model, not a curated record. Gene Ontology annotation, biological process: innate immune response. The coding region runs from base 1 to 1722 and encodes 573 amino acids.